Varroa destructor (honeybee mite) is the source of this 1928-nucleotide messenger RNA. RefSeq names its product protein arginine methyltransferase NDUFAF7, mitochondrial. Gene Ontology annotation, molecular function: protein-arginine omega-N symmetric methyltransferase activity. Lineage: Eukaryota; Metazoa; Arthropoda; Arachnida; Mesostigmata; Varroidae. Gene Ontology annotation, biological process: mitochondrial respiratory chain complex I assembly. The record is from RefSeq and is a predicted model, not a curated record. Gene Ontology annotation, cellular component: mitochondrion.
AAGCGAUCCCUAAAAUAAGUAAAACUGAAUUUAUUUUAUUAAUUCGCAUAUUUGGAAGUCGCCGCGCUCGUGAAAAGCGGGAGAUUCAAAAAUGCCAAUAGAAUAUCUUAAUACCUGGACAGAAAAACACCAAACAAAGAGAAUGUAUACAGUAGUAUUUGUGAACUAAAAUUUAUUGUUUUAUCGCUUUUGUAAACAUCUGUUAUACAAGAGCUUAUAUAAAAAUGAAUAGUAAAUGAACAGUCAGUGUCCUACAUGUGGUGAGACGAGAAUGCUUGACUGAAGCACUUCUUGCUUUCACAAGAUGGAAAUUUGUGCCAAUUUAAGAACUGGCGUUUUUCGCAGUUUGUUUAAUAGAACACAUCGAAGUCAUAUAACUGCUCGAGUUUUGCGCGAUUCAAGAUCAUGUCAUGUUACAAUAGUUCGAAAAGAGGAGGAGACUCCACUUCUGGCUUAUCUUCGAACUCGUAUCCUGGCUACCGGGCCAUUUACCGUACACGAUUAUAUGGCCGAUGUUCUUACGAACUCUCAGGGAUACUACAUGCACCGCGACAUGUUCGGGGCAGCUGGCGACUUCACGACAUCUCCAGAAAUUUCGCAGAUGUUCGGCGAAAUGAUUGGCGUAUGGUUCCUGAACGAAUGGCUAGAGGCCGGCUCUCCACAACCGGUACAGAUAGUCGAGGCUGGCCCAGGCAGGGGCACGCUCAUAGCAGAUAUUCUACGCGUAUUUUCCAAAUACACAAAGUUAACGCAGUCCCUAACGGUGCACCUCAUCGAAGUAUCGCCGCACCUCUCGACACUUCAAGAGGAGCACCUUUGCGGUACGGCAACGGAACAGAUCACAAGCCAAAACUACUAUAAGGAAUCAAAGACACGCACGGGUUCUUCUGUUCGAUGGUACAAAGAUAUCCAUUUAGUUCCACAAGGGAAUUAUACAUUUUAUCUAGCGCAUGAGUUUCUUGAUGCACUGCCAAUACAUAAAUUUGAGCGAACAGAUCAAGGCUGGAGAGAGGUACUUGUUGAUUUAGACGACUCACCUACAUCGCCUCUGCAUCUGCGGCUUGUAUUGGCUCCCGGUCGGACUCCUUCAACAGUUCUCAUUGACCCGGGUGAGACCCGUAGUCACAUUGAGGUUUGUCCGCAAGCUGGCAUGUUCGUACAGCAUCUGGCGAAGCGUCUUGAAGUCAGUGGAGGUGUUUUCCUUCUGGUGGACUACGGACAUAUUGGCGAAAAGGGAGAUACGUUUCGAGCAUUCAAAAAACAUCAAAUACAUGAUCCCCUGUCUAUGCCAGGACAAGCCGACCUAACAGCAGAUGUGGACUUUGCUUAUUUGCGACGCUGCGUGCAAGAUCAGGUGUUGGCUUUCGGCCCGGUCACUCAAGGAAGUUUCCUUAAAUCGAUGGGUAUAGGCGUUCGUCUCAAGAAACUCCUUGAAACUGUUCGAACACCUGAGGAAGGUAAGCAGCUACUUAGCGCUUACGACAUGCUAACUAAUCCGCGACAUAUGGGAGAGCGAUUUAAGUUUAUGGCGAUGUUACCGAAGAAAGUGGCCGCGACGCUUGAUCGGAAUGCACCAGCCGGCUUCGAAGAUGCUAAUAACGCUUUUAGUAGCGUAUGACUUAAAAUUUUGCACUUAAGAAACCCACAGUCCAGCUCCGGCUUCAGCUUAAUGAGGGGCUCGUUAAAAAUAAGAUGAUUUCGAAACGAGAACUUAAAUUCAGCUCAAGAAGUGGAUUAUUCUUUAUAUUGCUAUAUUGGAAUCAUUCAUGAUACCAACAUACGAAAUGAUGUAUUUCAUUUUUUUUCUUUAUUUUAUGUUGGGUCAACCUAAAAACUCAGAUCUUGGGGGUUUGCAAAGGCAAAUAAACCUUUAAUAAUUCAAUGUUACCUAGAAGAGAGGUAGUUACAAUAUAAUAAAAUGUGAAUGU